Nasonia vitripennis (jewel wasp) is the source of this 3265-nucleotide messenger RNA. RefSeq names its product ATP-dependent (S)-NAD(P)H-hydrate dehydratase (gene Naxd). Gene Ontology annotation, molecular function: ATP-dependent NAD(P)H-hydrate dehydratase activity. Gene Ontology annotation, biological process: metabolite repair. Bases 433 to 1353 code for a protein of 306 amino acids. NCBI's taxonomy places the organism in Eukaryota, Metazoa, Arthropoda, Insecta, Hymenoptera, Pteromalidae. The transcript has 3 exons. The record is from RefSeq and is a predicted model, not a curated record.
AUAUGUAUACUUAUAGGUAGUAGGUACAGUCCAGUCGGUUUUGUUGAUCUAGCGGGUUUUCCGCUAUUUUUACUAUACUUAGUAUAUCAAAAAAUGACAGCGAUAGAAGAAACACAUACUUAAAUAAAUGAAGAAUAAUUAGCGUAAAUUCAAACUGAACACAGGACAUUUAUAUUUAGCCGAAAGACCGGAAAAAACACAGUGACACCGCAACCACAAACCGGCGAUUCAUAACCUUUCUGGAGAACCCACAUAUUUUGUAGCUUAUAUAAAGUUGCAAACAAGUCUCUAACGGUGACUCAACGAACUUUAUUUUAAAUAAACGUGCGGUUUAUUUGUGUUUAGUUCUUUCCAAACUCGCUUGUGCCAGCAGUUGUGUAUUUUCUCGAAUUCUCAUUGAGCAAGACUUUCUUCUGCAGUAUAGCCUCAAAGAUGUCAACAAAUGCAGAAGAUCAGUUUUUCCAAGCAGCAAAACAACUGGUUCCAGUUUUGUCCAAUGCUAAGCACAAGGGUCAAGCUGGAAGAAUCGGAAUAGUAGGAGGUUCAUUGGAGUACUCUGGUGCUCCUUUUUUUGCAGGCAUGAGCGCUCUCAGGACUGGCGCUGAUCUUGUGCAUAUAUUUUGCUGCAAAGAAGCAAGUAUUCCCAUAAAGUCUUUCAGUCCAGAACUCAUCGUUCAUCCAGUUUUGGAUGAUAACAAUGCAUUAAGUCAAAUUGAACCGUGGCUAGAGCGUCUUCAUGUCAUCUUGAUUGGCCCAGGAUUGGGCAGAGAUCAAAAGGUUUUGAAUACUGUUGGAAAGUUAAUAGAAGUAUGUCGUGGAGUAUCUAAACCUUUAGUAAUCGAUGCAGAUGGUCUAUUUUUAGUUGGACAGAAUACGCAAUUGAUAAAAAAUUAUCCCAGUGUUGUACUCACUCCUAAUUCCAUGGAAUUUACCAGAUUGGUAAAAGCAUUUUUGAAUAAGACUGUUGAGCCAGAGAAAGUCGUUGAUGGAAAACUUUUGAAAGAAUUAGCCCAAACGAUCGGCGAAAAAGUAGUCAUUCUGCACAAGGGCAGCACCGACGUGAUAGGAGACGGUCGUGCAGUUAGCACCAACAUUUCCUGCUCGGAAGCAGGCUCGUUUCGUCGCUGCGGUGGUCAGGGCGACCUUCUUUCAGGAGCGCUUUCGACCUUCACCUGCUGGUCUCAAGGUCACGAGCCUAGUGAGCCAACACCACAGAUGCUCGCCUGCUACGCGGCUAGUCGCCUGGUUAGAGAAUGCAAUAGUGCCGCGUUCAAGAUUGGAGGUAGAGGAAUGCUCGCCUCGGAUAUGUUGCACCAGGUCGCGCCUACCUUUGCCAAGUUGUAUGAGACGUAAUCAAAUAUAUCCAAGUUUUUUACUAUUGCGUGAUCAACUUUGGGUUAAUAUGGUAAACCAAAGAAUUAGGUGUGAUUUAGAUUGUACAUACAUAUCUUUAUAAGUGGGCCGGGUUAUGAGGAGGCAUUUUACUCUCGGAAUAUGCGUUUUAAAAGUUUUACACAGUUUAUAAAAAUUAUCGAGUGUAAAAAUAUUUUGUGAUAUAUGUAGGUCAAAUAUAUUUUCAAAGUUAAAUAAUUAACACACAGUUUUACGAGCGUAUAACUUUAUUUUAUGAUCACUUCUUGGCACUUAAUAUUAAUUCAAUUUAUAAUUUUUUUUUUUUAAUUCGCAACAAAAAUUUCUUAAGAUUUAUUCAAUCGAAAUCGUGCUUUUCGGAUAUUGACAAAAAAAAAGUAAAAUCAUAUAUACACGUUACGAUGAGCAAUAAUUUGACAUCAUUAUUACCGUGAAACGAAUUUCACUGAAAAAAGCUCGUGUCUUUUAAACCUUUUGUUUUUCAGUUAUUAUUAUUAUCGUUAAGCGCUACGGAAACAAAAUAUCUGCACUUACGGUUGAGAGAAUCUACAAAAUUAACGAUUAAAAUACUGCUAACUUCCGUCACGGCAAAAUUAGAUUCAUCCGUGCAUAUAUUAAUUUAUAAGGGUAUAAUCACUAAAUCUCACGUGGUAAAAAUAAUCGUUGUUGUUUGCUUAUUACAUAAUACUCUGGCUACGAUGAAAUCAACGGUCGAAAAUUCAAGUGCGUCGUCCCAUAUUCUCACAAAGAUUUUUGUAACAAGUAUCCCUUAAACUUAAAUACUACGUUGGUAAUACAAUUUUCGUUAUCCAGUCUUAACAUAAUUUUUUUAUAAUGACUGAUUGGUACGUCAAUUUUUUUGCGAUAUCGAUGUUAAGACCAGAUUAAACAAUAAAAUAUUAUGGCUUGUCAACCCUGGACUUUUAGCCAAAAGCAUAGUUAAAUGUAAGAAAAAAAACGAUUAUGAUGCGUUAAGUCUGUAAAAAAAAGAUUGCAACGUUUCAUUUAAGUAAUUGCACUGUCUGAAGUACAAAGUCCCCAAAUAAAAAAAUCAACAUAUUGCGCUUCUCAAUAAUCAGAAGAAAACGGGAUCUUGUACUUCACACGUAUAGUUACUUUAUAAAAGCAACUUACGCCUACCAGUUAUAUUCAAGUUUACGCUUCCUAAAUAGUUCUAUGUAUAAAUUAUGGGCUUUUUAAGUUCAGCAGUUUUGCGACAAAACUCUUUCUAUAUAUAAUUAUCUUGUCGGUAUAACUCCACAAAUAUAUAUAUAGGAAUAAAAGAGAUUCAUUUACGUCGAAACGCUUUUCUCUGUCAGCUAAUAAAGUAUAGUUGUCAGAAAAAUAUCGAUAUAGCUUCUCUAAGUUUACAUUUGGAACAAUUUGUUAUUCUCACUUAUAGUUGUAUGUUAUGUAUGUUUUCGUUCACUGGUGUGUCGGUUAAGAUUUGGGCGGCAAAGGCGAUUCAUAUAAUUGCGAACCAAAUAAAAUGCUAUACGAGUUUGGUAUAACUAAAAAAUUAACUUUUGAUUUUCAACAGCUAUAAUAUAUAGGUCUCAGUCACAACUAAUCAUACUCGCAUUUUGAUUUUAAUAAUUGCUCAACGCUAAAACUUACGAAAAAUUCAAUAUUCAGAUAUAAAAUUUAUGUCAGAGCAAAAAUCUGUUCGACCGACGUGUGUGAUACGCUCGCGUUGCAGUCCUGCACGUAUAUAGUUCUUAAAAAUUGACGUUUCUCGUUGCGCAAGCAUCUACUUACAAAGACAACUCAAUUGCUUAUCAUCGUUUUCAUGUCGGAAAACACUCUCAGUCGAAAUGAAAUCACGAAGCUAUAAGAUUUCGAUGAAAACGUCGGUUAAACAGAAAUGAAUAAAGUUAUAAAAUUAAAAUAAAAA